AUGAUGAACUGCUCUGAUUUUGAUGUUUACCAGAUUUGUGGAAAUCGUAAUUUUGGUUGGACUUACCAACAAUCUGUUGGUAGUUCAGGUGGGAUGAUAAUUCUGUGGAAUAAAGAUCAGUUCGAGGUAGCUGAUUCUUUAGUGGGUGAUUACUCGCUUUCUAUUGCGUGUACAAACAUACAGUAUGGUUUUAGGUGGAUUCUAACCAAUGUAUAUGGUCCUAAUAAACCCCAUGAAAGAUCUAGUUUAUGGGAAGAGCUAGAUAAUGUUUGUAAUUUUUGGGAUCUUCCUUGGUGUCUUGGUGGUGACUUUAAUACGGUUCUCAACUGUAAUGAGAAGAAGGGGUGCUCUAAAACCACUAGAAGCAUGGAAAACUUCUCACACUUCAUUGAUGAGCAUGAUUUGGUUGAUUUACCUUUGAAAGGUGCAAGGUAUACUUGGUCCAAUCAUCAAGUCAAUCCUAUAAUGUGUAGACUUGAUAGAUUUUUCUUUUCCUCCACUUUUGAACUCAAAUUUCCUUUUGCAUCUCAGUUAGCCAAGCCUAGACCAACCUCUGAUCAUAUUCCUUUAAUCCUUGAUCUCUCUGACCCUUCUUGGGGUCCAAGCCCUUUUAGAUUUCAAAUUUUCUGGUUCUUGGAGAAUGGUUUUGUGGAGAUGUUGGAAAAUUGGUGGAAGUCUUUUUGUUUUGCAGGUUCUCCAAGUAAUGUUUUUUGGUCAAAGAUAAAAGAACUUAAAGAUUUGCUCAAGAAGUGGAAUAACGAAACUUUUGGACACACAACAACCAAGUUGCAUAAUAUUCUCACUGAUAUUCAAGUUAUUGACAAUGUGGCAGAGGAUGCUUUACUUUCUGAUCAGCAAUUACAAGACAAACUAAACCUGAAGGCAGAGUUUGAGAAAGUUUCUACCAUGGAGGAGACUAACUGGAGAAUUAAAUCCAAAGCUCGGUGGAUAAAGGAAGGAGAUAGAAAUACAGCUCAUUUUAUGAGAUUGGCUUCUGCAAGGAGGAGGUAUAAUAGAAUUAAUCAGCUUUAUAUUGAGGGAAAUUUAACUUCUGAUAAAGUUUUAUUGCAGGUUCACAUUGUAGAGUUUUAUAAAACUCUUUUCACUGAAGAAUUACUCAUAAGACCUGAUUUGGAGGAUAUUUAG
Papaver somniferum (opium poppy) is the source of this 1146-nucleotide messenger RNA. RefSeq lists its product as uncharacterized. The record is from RefSeq and is a predicted model, not a curated record. Gene Ontology annotation, molecular function: catalytic activity. The coding region runs from base 1 to 1146 and encodes 381 amino acids. The transcript has a single exon. Lineage: Eukaryota; Viridiplantae; Streptophyta; Magnoliopsida; Ranunculales; Papaveraceae.